This is a messenger RNA of Anopheles stephensi (Asian malaria mosquito), 3558 nucleotides long. It is a transcript of the gene Gpo1, whose product is annotated as glycerol-3-phosphate dehydrogenase, mitochondrial. The transcript is spliced from 8 exons. Bases 219 to 2414 code for a protein of 731 amino acids. Gene Ontology annotation, molecular function: calcium ion binding; glycerol-3-phosphate dehydrogenase (quinone) activity. Gene Ontology annotation, biological process: glycerol-3-phosphate metabolic process. The record is from RefSeq and is a predicted model, not a curated record. NCBI's taxonomy places the organism in Eukaryota, Metazoa, Arthropoda, Insecta, Diptera, Culicidae. Gene Ontology annotation, cellular component: mitochondrion; glycerol-3-phosphate dehydrogenase (FAD) complex.
GCCAGUGAUGAUAUAUCCGUUCACUUGCUCACCGGACGUCGUGGUCUCUGGUUGUGUCGAACGCUCGAUCCUUGCGAAGUGUGGGCAUUGUGAGCUCGGUACCGAGUUCGCCAUCGGGAAAGUGUGACUAUCAAAGACAGCAGCAUCCAUCAUCGUGUCGGCCAGUCUCGUCCGUCAACGUUAAGCCGUCUUUCGCACGAACCCGCUAAUCAGCAACCAUGGCAUCGAGACUUGGAAAGUUCGGUGUGACAGCGGCCGGUAUCGCAAUGGGGGCCGCUCUGUCCACCUAUGCCCUUCAGCACAAAGAUACGCCCCAGUAUCAGGUUCAAAUGGAGGAGAUGCAGCGUGUUCGUCGUAAGCGCACAUUGCCGCCACGAUCAGAACAGAUCCGAGCGCUGCAGAGUGGCGAAGAGUACGAUGUGCUGAUCAUUGGCGGUGGUGCUACCGGCGCUGGCUGUGCACUGGACGCUGUGACACGCGGUCUUAAGACGGCACUGGUGGAGGCAGACGAUUUCGCCAGCGGUACCUCGUCACGGUCUACCAAGCUGAUCCACGGUGGCGUACGAUACCUGCAGAAAGCUAUCCUCGGUCUGGACAUCGAGCAGUACCGGAUGGUUAAGGAGGCUCUGCACGAGCGCGCAUCCAUGCUGCGAUCGGCGCCACAUCUCACGCGACCCUUGCCGAUUAUGCUUCCCGUCUACACCUGGUGGCAGAUUCCCUACUUCUGGGUCGGUAUCAAGGCGUACGAUUUCGUGGCCGGCGAUCGAAAUGUGAAAAGCUCGUACUAUCUGUCACGAUCGGAUGCGCUGGAGCUGUUCCCUAUGCUGCGCGGCGAUAAGCUGUGCGGUGCGAUCGUAUACUACGAUGGGCAGCAGGAUGAUGCGCGUAUGAAUCUGGCUAUCGCGCUUACCGCCGCCCGUCACGGCGCCUCCAUCACGAAUCACGUCGAGGUGCUGGAGCUGCUGAAAAAGAAGGGCGACGACGGUAAGGAUGUGCUGUGCGGUGCGAAGGUGCGCGACAACAUGAGCAAAAAGGAGUGGACGAUCAAGGCGAAGUGUAUCAUCAACGCCACCGGUCCGUUCACGGACUCGAUCCGCAAGAUGGACAACCCGACCGUGAAGGAAAUCUGUUGCCCGAGCUCCGGCGUGCACAUUGUGCUGCCGGGUUACUACAGCCCGCAGCAGAUGGGUCUGCUCGAUCCGGACACUUCCGACGGUCGCGUUAUCUUCUUCCUGCCCUGGUUGAAUGGCACCAUCGCCGGCACCACCGAUUCGCCAUGCGACGUGACGCGCACACCGACACCGACCGAGGACGAGAUUCAGUUCAUCCUGAGCGAGAUCAAGAACUAUCUGAACAAGGACGUUGAUGUGCGCCGGGGUGACGUGCUGUCGGCGUGGAGCGGCAUCCGACCGCUCGUGUCCGACCCGAACAAGGAGGACACACAGUCGCUGGCCCGCAACCACAUCGUGCACGUGAGCGACUCGAAGCUGAUCACGAUCGCUGGUGGCAAGUGGACGACGUUCCGCGCGAUGGCGGAGCACACGAUCGAUGCCGCCAUCAAGGCGUGCAACCUGAAGCCCGAGCGGGGCUGUGUGACCGAUGGGCUGUGGAUCGAGGGAGCUCAGGGCUGGACGCCGACCAUGUACAUCCGGUUGGUGCAGGAUCUGGGGCUGGAGGUGGAGGUGGCCAAACAUUUGGCCAUCUCGUACGGCGAUCGUGCGUUUGCGGUUGCCAAGCUGGCAACGCUGACUGGCAAGCGGUGGCCCAUCAUCGGCAAGAAGCUGCACCCCGAGUUCCCGUACAUCGAUGCGGAGGUGCGUUACGGCAUUCGCGAGUAUGCCUGCACCUGCGUGGACAUGAUUUCGCGCCGGCUGCGGCUAUCGUUCCUGAACGUGCAAGCAGCGAUCGAGGCGCUGCCAAUGAUUGCGGACAUUAUGGCAGAGGAACUGAAGUGGUCGAAGGACGAGAAGGAGCGCCAGAUUAAGUCGUGCGAACAUUUCCUACAAACGCAAAUGGGCCACCAGGCGAACCGUACGCUAAAGGAGAAGGUACCGAUCAAUCUGUCCAAGCAAGAGGUGGACAUGUACGUGAAGCGGUUCGAGACGAUCGACAAGGAGAAGAAGGGCUACGUGUCGAUCACGGACAUUAAGCGCGCCAUGAAGUCGUUCGGCGAUGCGGAGGUCAGCGGCGAGGAGCUGCACGAUAUCCUGAAGGAAAUCGACACCAACAUGAACGGCCAGGUCGAGCUGGAGGAGUACCUACAGAUGAUGUCCGCAAUCAAAUCCGGUUUCGUGUCGCACUCCCGGUUCGCGGCCGUCGCGGAACAGGAAGAAAUCCGCAAGGAGCAGGAACGUCUACGAAAGCAGAUCACCAUCGAACGCUCUGGAGCUACUAGUCAACGAAAGUCAAACUAAACCUAAGCGUGCACAUGUGUCUGUCAACUGCAGCUACUAAAGCAUGCCCUCAACCAACACCACCACAGUCGUGCAUUUGUGAGGCUAACAACCAACCAAAGCUCGUCUCGCAAAACACAAACCUCAUAGAAGAAACCCCGUUUUCCGUUGUUGUUAAUCUGGCUGCAGUUUAUUUAUUUUCUGUUGUUGCAUUUGUGCAUUGUAUGCAGCUAUCUAUCUAUCCAUGUAUCUAUCUGUACAUGAUUCCUACAGGUGGUGCAGGGUUUCGUCCAUUAGACGAACCUGUGCUACCGAGGAAUUGUGUCACACAGUAACUUAUGCUACCUUGUAAGAACACACUGAUGUACAUAUAUUUGUUGUUGUAAGUCACAAGACAUUUUUCGCUGUGCAUCACCCAAAACGCAUCGCCUUCCGGGAGCGAGAGCGAGACACACUCUCGUACGAAAGACAACGCCUAGAAUACCUGUUGAAGCCUUGCGACGCUAGUAGGGGUUUUAGUAAAGUACUUAUUGUAAAACGGCAUCGAAUGAACGAUCAAGCUCUUCUCAUCGAUAAUCGCUACAGAAUAUACAGGGGAUUCAUGUUUCGCAAAGCGCAAAGCGGAUUCGUAAAGCGUUCAUAGCCAAUCAGUCAUAGGAAAUUACCAACGAAGAACGCACCUCUAUCUUGUGAGAUUGGAUCUACACGCUCACAAAGCAAAGCAACAACAAACUCCUGCUGAUCAUGUACGCCCAGCAACCCCCACCACCACCCUCAUCCCCGUCCGUUCCUAUUGGUCGGUAAAUGUUAGGAUAGGAUAUACAACAACGCAGUAGAACGCGGUACACGCGUCACGCUCGAUCACAAAUAGUCGUGUUGUAAUCGUACAACAAAAUCAUCAUUACUUCAUUAUCGUUUGGCGCAGAAGUCAUCAUCAAUCAAUCGAUUUGUUAAACCUUGGCCGAGAAACGAACUAACUGAAGCGUCCAGUAAAAAAACUGUACUUUAAAACAACAAGCAAUGCAGAUGUUGAAGUGCACUUUUCGAUUCAGAGUUUAUGUUUGGUAAGGUUUUGAGGAAGAGUUUUAAGAUUUAAUAGGUAAGAAAUAAUGGAACAAAAUACUACCGAAAUAAAAGUUACGCGAGAUAAAUCUCUACCUGUGGA